AACCCACCGAGCGCAAGUAAUACGAGCCCUGAAAUGUCGGAGCCAAGUGUCAGCAAUGAAAACAACGUGAUUGACAUUUCGACGCCCCAGGAAAAUCCUAGCAUUAAUGACGAAGUUUCUAUCGAAUCGGUCAACAGCCCACCUGAGUUCCUACAAAAUAAUCUUGAACAAAACGCAAGCCAAAGCGCGUCCCAACCAGAAGUUAGUAAUGAAGCAGGACCUGCUUAUAAUUCAACCCCAUGUGGUUUCCGAAUGGAAAAACCAAAAUUGCCCAAAUUUUGUGGUGACGUGCGGGAAUAUGCAAUUUUUCGCGCAGAUUUCAAACACGCGAUCGAAUCAAGAUAUUCGAAAAGAGACGCGAUAACAUUGCUACGUACUUGUCUGAAAGAAAAGCCGCUUGAGCUAAUAAAGGGAAUUGGUUCCGACUAUGACGCGGCAUGGGAAUAUUUAGAUUCAAUAUACGGGGACCCGCGGUUUGUUUCUGACACCAUUACUCAGGACAUAGCAAAAUUUAAACCGUUAGAAGAAGGCGAAGAUGUGCGUUUUUGCGACCUUGUUCAUUUGGUGAGACGUAGCUAUAACACGCUAAAGGAGGUUGGCGUUCCGAGCGACAUGGACAACAGCCACAUGCUAUCAAUAGUUGAACAAAAGAUGUGCCCAGAUGAUCGAAAAGUUUGGUCAAGAGAUUUAGAAAGAGAGCGAAAACCAGCAACACUGAAUGCUUUGAUGACGUGGAUGACGAGCGAGAUGAAGUCGCGCAUGCGUGCGACAGCUCCAGUUAGAAGUGGUUUAACAAAUCGACGCAAAAUCAAUCACUUGCACGGCGAAAUCGAAGGCGGGAAUAAGAGCAGAAACAAGUGUUGGCUUUGCAACAACUCAAGUCAUUGGCCAGACCAGUGUCAGAAGCUUGCAGCAAUGAGUGUUGAAGAGCGACUCGUAGCGGCGAAAGAGAAUCACGUUUGUUUCAGCUGCUUAAAGAAAGCGGGUCGAGAUCAUCGUCAAGCAAACUGCAGUCGGCGAAAGCAAUGCAACAAAGUUGAGAACGGAAGCCAGUGUACCUUCAGCCACCAUCCUUUGCUACAUAAAUCGAGCGCAGUGGGUGUCACUUUAGCAUCUGUUACCAGCCAGAAAGAUUCUAUGUUGCCAGUGAUUGCUGCCAACAUCUGCGGUCCAAACGGGUUGUACAAGCGUGGGAACGUCCUUCUGGAUUCAGGAGCGCAGAUAAGUUUAAUACGGAGCGAAACAGCAGACAGCCUCGGACUGAAAGGGAGAGACAUCUCAGUGAACAUAAUCAAAGUAGGUGGAGAAGAGGAAUCAAUUCAUACGAAAAUUUACAAAGUACCAAUAAGCGGAAUCGGUGACCCAAAGAAACAUUCUGUGAGAGCAAUUGGUAUUCCAUGUAUUAGCGAGGAAGUUAAAAGUGUUCAAACCGGAACUAUCAUUGAGAAACUUGGCCUACCAAAAGACCAAGUAGUUAGACGAGGCAAAGGACAUGUCGAUCUGCUCAUCGGGAUUGACCAUGCACACAUGCAUACCGGUCAAACAAAGCAAGCCGACCACCUAGUCGCCAGAAGAUCCCCAUUGGGAUGGGUCAUAUUUGGUUCGACAACGGGAGAAUUAAGCAACACAAUCACCACUGUCCUACACGUAAAAUAUACAGCACCGGUUGAUCUGUCGGACUUUUGGAAGACCGAAACCAUGGGUGUGGAAGUUAAGCCUUGCACUUGUGACGCAGAUAAGCUGAGCCAAAUGGAAAGAGAAGAAAAGCGAGUGAUAGAAGAGUCUACUCAAAAGAUUGGAAAUCAGUGGAUGAUUCCAUAUCCAUGGAAGAAAGACCCUCGGGACUUGCCAGACAAUAAGAAUCAAGCCAUGAAACGCCUGGAGUCAACGGAACGUCGGUUAUUAAAGAAUCCUGAGCAAGCUGCUCCGUAUUACAAAGGACCAAUCCACUACAUCUCACACCAUGCCGUAUUAAGACCGGACAACACAAGCACCCCAGUCCGCAUCGUGUUUAAUUCAUCCUCUACGUACCAAGGACAUCGACUCAAUGACUAUUGGUAGAAGGGCCCAGAUCUUCUAAAUGGUCUAUUCGGAUUUGUUCUUCGGUUUAGAGAGAAUAAAGUUGCAAUCACUGCUGACAUAUCAAAGAUGUACCACAGAGUCCUCAUCCCCCUGGAAGACCAACAUGUACACCGAUUCCUUUGGAGGGAUUAAGAGAUCAAUCGACCACCGGACACUUAUGUCAUGAAUGUACUCACGUUUGGUGACAAGCCCGCACCAGCGAUGGCGCAAGUUGCGUUACGAAAAACGGCGGAAGAAGGAGAAUCGGAGAGUCCGAGAGCAGCACAAGUUAUAAGGGACAAUUCAUACAUGGAUGACAUCCUUGAUUCAGUUUCCACGAACCAAGAAGCCAGAGAGUUAACAACUGCGAUUGAUUGCAUCCUCGAGAAAGGCGGAUUCCAGGUAAAGGGAUGGCAGUCCAACGAAGAGCUGAACCAAACUAGCAACCAGAAAGAUGAAGAGAUAAACGUUCCUCAAAGUAAACAAGACGCAAAAGUGCUCGGCGUAGUUUGGAAUAAUAAAGAUGAUGUGCUCAAGUACAAAGUGAAAGUCGAUGUGACCAUAACCCAAAAUCCAAAGCUCACCAAGAGAAGUAUCCUUAGCCAAGUCGCCCGAAUAUAUGACCCGAUAGGCUUCGCAGCACCGUAUCUGGUAAGGGCAAAGAUUGGUUUGCAAGAGUUAUGGCAGGAGGGACUUGACUGGGAUGAUGAACUGUCACCGAAUGCUCAAAGAAAGUGGCUAUCAUACAUGGAAGAAAUGGAGCAGCUGAACAACAUAUCGUUAGAAAGAUGCAUAUGUCCAAUCGUCACCCGUGAACCACCAACCUUGUGCGUUUUUGCUGACGCUUCGAGCGGAGCCUUUGGGGCAUGUGCGUAUCUCAGAAGCGAAGACCCCACUGGAUCAGUUCAUGUUAGAUUCGUUGCAGCUAAAUCACGAGUAGCCCCAUUGAAGGAACUGACUAUUCCGCGGCUAGAACUUCAGGCAGCGGUGUUAGCCAGUAGGUUGUGCAAAACCAUACAGAAAGAAGUUCGCAUCCCGCUUCAAGAAAGUAUAUUGUUCACCGACAGUACGAUUACCUUAGCGUGGAUCCGUAGUAAAGGAAAAAGGCUCAAACCAUUUGUUUCAAGUCGUGUCGGGGAAAUACAGACCAACGUCCAACCUGCCCAAUGGAGACACAUCCCUACCGAGCAUAAUGUUGCAGACGAUGUAUCACGAGGUUUAUCGGUUUCUGAAUUAUCAGGGAGGUGGAAGAACGGUCCAGCGUUCCUGCACCUACCGAAAGAAGAAUGGCCAAUAGAGAGCGCGAACGUUGACCAGGACGAAGUCGAAUGAGAAUGCAAGAAAACACAAGCAAUAGGAACUGUGACAUCAAAAGAAACAGCUAAGACGGGCGUGAUCGAUUGCGAAAGGUUCUCUCGUUGGGGAAGACUCGUUAGAGUUACAGCGUGGGUACUAAGGAUGAAAAAGAACUUACUUGCUAAGAUAAAGCCAUCCAACGACAUUGCAGUAGGAGAAGAAUCACUGACACCGGAAGAGCUUGAAAAGAGUCGAAUCUUUUGGAUAAAAGAAGCCCAAAAGGGUCUUCAAGUUAGAAUGAAAGCCAAUGAACUGAAGACGCUAAGCCCGUUCGAAGAUAAAGAAGGUAUAAUCCGUGUUGGUGGAACAAUCGAUAAUGCGUUAGUCUCGUACGAAACACGGCAUCCAGCUCUCCUACCCUAUGGUCACCGCAUUUCCAGAUUGAUUACAGAAGAAGUUCAUCAACAAGGUCACACUGGCGUUGCAACCACAGCAGCAAAGAUCCGAAGAAUGUACUGGAUCGUGCGGGUACAUGACCUAGCCAAGAUCAUAAAAUCAAAGUGUGUAACAUGUCGAGGAGCGAAUCCAAAAAUCGAAACGCAGAUAAUGGCAAACCUCCCAAAUUGCCGACUGACCCCCCAUUCCCCUCCAUUCCACUACACGUCAUGUGACUACUUUGGACCAAUAACAGUCAAAGUAGGACGGAACAAGACAACGAAACAUUACGGGGUAAUUUUCACGUGCCUAAAUACCAGAGCUGUUCAUCUGGAAGUUGCCACUGAUUGCUCUGCGAUGGAGUUUAUCCAGACACUGCGAAGGUUCUUUGCCAUACGUGGAUAUCCAGCCGAGAUUUUGAGCGACAAUGGUACUCAGUUUGUGGGUGCAUUAACCGACCUUCGCCAAAUGAUCCAAGGAGUUGACAAGAAGGUACUGAAGUACAGUGGAAGUUUAUAACCCCAGCAGCACCACAUCAGAACGGAUGUGCAGAGGCAUUAGUGAAAAGCUGCAAAUUAGCCCUAAAGAAAGCAGUUGGUGAGCACGUACUGACUCCUUUCGAACUGUAUACUUGCUUGCUAGAGGUGGCAAACCUUGUCAACCAAAGACCAAUCGGAAGGCCACCGAAUGAUCCAGACGAUGGUUCCUAUCUGUGUCCGAAUGAUAUGCUAUUGGGCAGAGCAUCUCCACAAGUACCACAAGGCCCAUUUCAGGAAACGAAAAAUCCAAGAAAAAGAGUCGAGUUUAUCCAAAAAAUCGUUGAGUCAUUCUGGAGACGAUGGACAAGGGACGUAUUCCCGUUACUCGUGCCAAGUAGAAAAUGGAACACAGAGAGACGAAAUGUACAGGUUGAUGAUGUAGUAAUAGUAGCGGACGGUAAUGCAGUACGAGGAAAGUGGAAUGUCGGACGCGUAGUUGAAGUGUAUCCAGGACAAGACAGUAAGGUGAGAAACAACAAGGUAAAAACGGCGUCAGGAGAGUACUCGAGGCCCGUGACCAAGAUCGCAGUGAUUCAACCAGUAGAAGACGCAGAAGAAAAGAAUUGAUAAGAACAUAGUCCUUAUGGGGGCGGAGGAUGUGUCGCUGACAGAACUUUAUAUAUUUUACGGGAUAAUUAUUAACUAAUUAUAGUAAUGCAUGACUAAUGAGAUUAACCUGAUUGACACGUAAUUUGACGCACAUUUAUAUUCAGAUAGAUUGAGACAGAGACUUAUACUGUUAAACGAAGGAGAUAUGCUAACCUGUGUUGAAGCUAACCUGUAUUUGUAUGUGUAUUUGUAUAUUCAGUAUCAGUAAGACUAGAUUGCGAAGACCUGGCAAAGAAGUAAGUCUCAUUUAUUGAAAUUAUGCGGUAUAUAACUCGAAGAGAGCGCACAGGUAUAUAUCACGCACUAUUUGUUAUUCUAUACUUACAAUUGUUAUUCCUUAUAAUUACUUACUAGAUCGAAUAAAAACCUAUCAAUAUUCAUUGAUUUAUACGGUUCCGUGUCUCGCGAUCUAACCGGGAAGUUUAUUUACCCUGAAUAAUCCAACCUCGAACAUCGGUUUCUCAAACAUCCCUCGGGAGCGUUGCCCUUUGGGUCACGCCCCUCGUGUUGUUUCUCGCUAAGAAACCUAGUUCUCGGUAGGUAAUUAACUCUUACAUAAAAAGAAUAAUGGCCCUAAAAUAGAACCUUGUGGCACACCACACUUAAUCAACCGCUCCGAUGAAAUAGUUCCAUUAACUUGGCGUUUCUGAGUGCGAUUUAUCAAGUACGAUUUUAGUAGAGCCAAAGCAUCUCCUUUUACGCCAUAAAUUUCGAGUUUUUUAGUAAAACCUGGUGGUCGACAGUAUCAAAUGCCUUUUUUAAGUCAAUUAGUACAACUAAGUUAAAUAAUCUUUUGUUAAUAUUCAUAUACCAACUAUUAGUACAGUCUAGUGACGCUGUAGCAGUUGAGUGAGAUUUGCGAAAGCCAAAUUGACAAUCAUUAUGUAUGAUUAUUUCGUCAAAUAAUCAUAUAGUUGGUCAUAUAAAAUUCUUUCCAUAACUUUGCAAACAGCUGGCAAAACAGAAAUUAGUCUGUAGUUACCAGGCAACUUUUUUUGGCCAUUUUUAUAAAGAGGUGUAUUCUUGCCAUUUUUCAGUCAUCGGGAAAAGUGCAUAGUGUAAUAGCCUGAUUAAAAAUAUAAGUUAAAGAACUGGAGAUAGCAGGUGCUGCUAGUUUUAAAAUUUUACUUGAAAUUUUGUCAAUGCCAGUGGCUUUUGCACUAGAGAGGCCACGUAGGAGAUAAUAAACUUUGUUGGUGGUACUUGACUCAAAUGCAGUGAAUUCUGAUUUAGGUUUCUUAAUAUACUCUUGAAAAUUGUAAUUCGAAGUAUCAAUUUUGCUAGCUAAGUCAGGCCUAAUAUUUGAAAAGAAUUCGUUAAAGCCCUCUGCAAUGUCUUCUGAAUUUGUUAAAUUAUUUCCACUUAUACUUAAAUCAUUUACUUCUGUUGGUUUGUUCUGUCUGCCUAGUAAGUUGUUUAUUGUUUUCCAAGCCUCCUUUGGAUUUUGUUUUUGACCAUAUUGCAAGACUGUCCUUUGCAAGACUGUCCUUUAAGGCUCGAUUUUUACCCUUGAAAGCUUUGACAUGGAAUAAGAAAUGAAUAGAAGGGCAACUCGCGUCGAAACGUUUGUAGUUUUUGAAGCCGCGCAUGUCGCCUUGCGCAUACCGGAAAUUGCCCGCUCUAAUUACUCGCAGCCAGUAAAGCCAGUUAAUUUAUUAGACAUUUGUAUUGCAGAAUGGCCAUUUGGCUGAAUAAAUCGGCUAUUUUUCGCAAACGAACGAUUCAAAUUACAAACCACGGCUCCUGGUUGUAAUUUGAAGGUUAGUGAAUACAUUUCUGUUGGUUAUGAGCUGUAAAAGAAUUGCUAAAUGCGAAAUUUAAACGUAUUAAUACAUGUUGUUUACUUACAAAGUACAAAGUAUAAAGUACAAUAUAUUAACAUAUGUCUAGUUUGGUUUAUUUAUUGGAAAAAUUCGAUGUCUUCGAAGUAAUAUUGUAGUAAUAGGAAUGAAUGUUAAUUCAUAAUCAUGAUAUUUUAAUUACAUAAAUAAAUAUCAUUUUCUGAUAUUGUUUGUAUUUGUAGUUCAACAUGUCAGACACAGACAGACAACUUCCCGCACGAAAUAAAUUUGAUUAAUUGCUUGUGACUUUGGAAUUUAUACUUUUUUAAAUAAAAUUUGAUGCAAUCCAAAACCUGUACUGAUAAGAUUUGACAUAAACCUCGAAAAUCGAAAUAAAUAACACAGUAUACGCGAUCGACUGUCAGCAUUUCAUUCAGAUUCAGACUGUAGCUCACACAACAAUAUCAAAUUUCUCCCUAAAUAUUCGUUUUUUUCUAUGCUAACCACAAUAAUAAUUUAAGCUUACAUUGCCUCUGCAGGCAGUUGUAGUAGUUUGAUAUUCCAAUCCUUUGUUUCCGAAAAAUAGUCGAUUUUGUGAUCAAAAUGUACAUUUCGUAAUACAAAUCCAUAUUGCACUGACUGGCUUUUACUGGCUGCGAGCUUGAGAAUUCCGCGCUUGCGGACUGAAAAUUGGUUACGCUUUGUACACGCGAGUUGCCUUUUAUUCAUUUCUUAUUCUAUGCUGCCGCCGCGUCGUAGAAUCUUAAGGUCGCUAUUUUUACAGUAAAGGUCAAAUUACAACUGUUACUCCGUAUUAUUCAAUGCCGAAUUCCCCCUAGACUGGGCCUAGUCAAUCGAGUAAAAUACUCCUUGUAUUCAAGCGCUUCCACGUAGAAAGUUUCGUCGGAAUACGGUGAGUAGAAUAUUUAUUUUGAUGUUUUCUAAAUAUCGGGUUUUUACUCGCAUUCGCAUGCUAAAAUUGAUAAAUAUUAAUUACCUGUAUUAAUAAGGAGUAACAGUUGUAAUUUGACCUUUAAAAAUAUUCCGCUGAGUACCCUACUACUGCAGAUUAAAAUACCGAAAUAAAAGAUGAAAAACUGAAGGUCUAGGCUUGAAAUAACACUCUAAACAGUGUUUUUGAUUGUGAUUCCAACAAGACUACAAUGAAAAAGAUAUUUUUCGAAGGGACUGAAGUUAUGUUCGGCAUAUGAGUCACGAUUUAGGAACAGUUACUAUUUUUAGAUUUUUAGGGUUAGGAUUAGGGUUUGGAUUUGGGAAAGGGUUAGGAUUAGGGUUAUGAUUAAGAUUAUGGUUAGGCUUGGAGUAAGGGUUAGGGUUAGGAUUGGGGUUAAGUUUAAAAUACAAAAGAAUACAAAAUUACAAAGUCUAAAAAUAGUAACUCUUCCUAAAACGUGACAGGUAGAGGUAUAAUGUUCGGCGAAAGAUACGGCUUGCAACAGCGUAGACCUAGGCCUUCUAUUUUUAUUUAUAUUUUUUUAAUAUUCAGCGCUUUUUCGCAUGAAAAGACUGGAACUAGGUGAUUUGGGGGCGGGGCGGAGGAAGGACACAAGCCUGACGCAAGCGAAAAAAUAGAAGGCCUAGUGGAUUUCCCAACAACAAGGCCAAAACUGCCCUGAAACUGCCCUGAUUGCGAAAUGCCCAAUUGUUGUGUUCUCAAACAGAAUUAUUUGCAACUUAACAGCGAAUUUAAACCGAUACAGGUAAAAUAAACUCAUUUAUAGUAUAAACUUACUAUUUUUAUUUGUAUACACGUCUAGAAAAUCGGGGUUUUUAUCAUAAAGUUUGAAGCAACACUAUUUAUAUAUGUUGACAAGGUGUAGCGAAACGGCACAAAAUAAUAAUUCUUUUAUUCGCUAGACAAUCUACUGUUUUGCUUUGAAUAACUAUAUUUGCGAAUUGGGUAUGAGGAUUUUGAAAUUAUUGUUCAAAUAUUACGGAUAUACCAUUUGUAAACAAUGUACGUUUUUAUAUACAGUACUGUACGGGCUAAUAAUAUAUGUAUCCGUUUUAUUUAAUAAAUUAUAAUUGUAUAUGUGUUUGUAUAUUUUACAAACACAAGACUGCUUCUUGCCAAAAUUGAGAAAAUAUAUAUUAAUGUAGUUGUGUAUAAGACAAAAUUUCAUGAAAGAUUCUACUUUUGGUAUAUAUUUUGACUCAUUUUGUGCUUUCGCUACACCUUGUCAACAUAUAAUUAAAUAAUAGUGUUGCUUCGAACUUUAUGAUAAAAACCCCGAUUUUCUAGACGUGUAUACAAAUAAAAAUAGUAAGUUUAUACUAUAAAUGAGUUUAUUUUACCUGUAUCGGUUUAAAUUCGCCGUUAAGUUGCAAAUAAUUCUGUUCGAGAACGCAAUAAUUGGGCAUUUCGCAACCAGGGCAGUUUCAGGGCAGUUUUGGCCUUGUUGUUGGGAAAUCCACUAGGCCUUCUAGGCUUGCUUCCUCCGCCCCGCCCCCAAAUCACCUAGUCCCAGUCUUUUCCUGUGAAAAAGCGCUAAAUAUUAAAAAAAUAUAAAUAAGACUAGAAGGCCUAGGUCUAGGCUGCUAUACAGUAUUUAUAUUUGUUCACUGUCGACCUUCAACUGUUUCCGCAAAGCCUUCUUUUUCUGUGUUUUUUUCACAUAACCUGUACUUGUUUACAAUAUCUCUUGCAAACGAGAAACCUCUCACAGUAGCAUAUAGUUUUACAAUGUUUUCAAAGAACAGCGAUUGACACUCUUUUGUUAUUUGGACGUCACACUGUUCAACUAUAUUGUUCCAUAACGACUUUGCGCGAGGAGAAGCUUGGACAUCCUCAACAACUUUGUCCACAGGCAAUGAUGAAG
Paramuricea clavata is the source of this 9561-nucleotide messenger RNA. Lineage: Eukaryota; Metazoa; Cnidaria; Anthozoa; Malacalcyonacea; Plexauridae. The record is from the annotation of a GenBank genome assembly.